AUGGAUGCUGCCGCUGCUGCUGGCCCUCUGUGGCUAGACUUUAACGACUGCUGCAGUAUUUCGGACGUAGGCUCUACCAGCUCGUCCACCGGGCCUGUGUCGGAGACUCCAGCCUCGGACUCGAGCUUGUCGGCGGCGAGCAUGUUCCCGUGCAGCCCCUUGUGCGAUGCAAAGGCGUUUUGCAACCCGCACAGCCCGGACGUCCUGUUCCCGGGCCAUCUCCCAGCAGCCGAAUCCAACCCGGGCCGGAUGCGGAUUGGAGCCGGACUCGACAGUCCACCUCGGCCCCUUGCACCGCUGGACGAUACAGCCCAGCUUCACGGCCAGCUCGGUUCCCCGUGCCAUCCGCUCCAUCUGACCUGGGCCAGCGUCGCUUCCCCCAGCAUCUUCUCCUCGCGCAGCCCCAACCGCCGCUCCGUCAGCCCCCCUCGCCAAGAGACCGCAACCGCGCCCUCGGCCGCUUCCCACGUCGGACAAGAAAGCCCCAGCCGCGACGGGACGCAGCAUACACGCCCCAGGCACGCUUCCGGCCAAGCCGAAGCCGCCGCCGCCGUUAGGCCCGAGUCUGGAGGACAGGCAGACGCCGGCCCAAAGGCACCUCGGGCGGCGGCGGGCAAGAGGAGCGGGAAAGCCUACCUGCACAACAAGGUCGAGAAGAACUACCGCGACCGGCUGAACAAUGACUUUCAGAUGCUGCUGGAUGCCCUGGCCGACUGCGAAGACGGGACGGACGCCGCGCACGGUGGGGUCGCCGUCGAAGGGUCGAGGGGCAGGAGCAAGGGCUCCAUCUUGAGAUGGGCGCGGUGGAAGCUCAAGGCGCUCCAGGCGGAUAAUUGCUCCAUGGCGGAGGAGCUGAGGGCGCUGAAGCGGUCGUGGGCGCAAUAG
Molecule: messenger RNA, 885 nt
Organism: Ustilaginoidea virens
Lineage: Eukaryota; Fungi; Ascomycota; Sordariomycetes; Hypocreales; Clavicipitaceae
Exons: 2
Coding region: 1-885 (294 amino acids)
Molecular function (GO): protein dimerization activity
Source: RefSeq, a predicted model, not a curated record